AUGACACGGGCAGAGAGAGAGAGGGAGAAGAGGAAGGAGCUUUUGAAGGCUGAGAAGAGAAGGAAGAAGAUGGAGGAUUUUAAUAAGCAGUGGAGAGAGCAGUCCCUGCUUAAAAAACAAACUCAUCAGAAACUGAUGGAGGAGAGGGGGAAGAUGAAGGGACAUUACCUGGAGCAGAUGAAUCUGGAGGCUGAUGCUCAAAUCAACACCCGGUGUCUAACCACCCAACACAGCCACGAUUAUCUGGAGACAACACAGCCCACUGGAUCUGGAGAUGACCACCAGGAAAGGCCAAGGAGGCAACAGGCAUGGGCAGAGAACCAGGAGGGGAGUUCAGAGAACCAGCAGGAGUGGCCAGAGAACCAACAGGGGGGGCCAGACAGCCAGCAGCUAGAAGCUCCAGAAGAGGCUGAAACAUCAGAACCAACCUCCAAGAACAAGAAAAGGCCAGGCAUCUGGAAGAGAAUUAAGAUGGGCAUUCCUGACGUGCUGUCUGCCUAGAGCUGGAACUCGAAGAAGCCACAGUUCCACUGAGGUUACGUUGGUCAUUAAAAGUGUCGCCCAA
Molecule: messenger RNA, 565 nt
Organism: Salvelinus fontinalis (brook trout)
Lineage: Eukaryota; Metazoa; Chordata; Actinopteri; Salmoniformes; Salmonidae
Product: trichohyalin-like
Exons: 2
Coding region: 1-501 (166 amino acids)
Source: RefSeq, a predicted model, not a curated record